Messenger RNA from Cyprinus carpio (common carp), 1050 nucleotides. RefSeq names its product interleukin-12 subunit beta-like. Bases 1 to 1050 code for a protein of 349 amino acids. Lineage: Eukaryota; Metazoa; Chordata; Actinopteri; Cypriniformes; Cyprinidae. The transcript has 7 exons. The record is from RefSeq and is a predicted model, not a curated record.
AUGUUUUUUCUCUUAUUGAGUACAUUGUUGUUUCUCCAGUCCUCUGCUGAUGGAUCCAUCAAAACAGAAGAGAGCUACUGGACACUUAAACCAAAUGUGCUUGUGGUGAAUGUCAAUGUAGGUGAAGAUGUAAACGUGCCACUUAUCUGUGGAGAAGCGUAUGAAGGGGAAAAUAUUACAUGGACCAGAAAUGAUGAAAAUCUGGAGGCUCAAGGAAACAGGAUCGUCGUCACAGUAGAGGGGUGGAUGGGGGGAAACUACUCGUGUUUCAAUAGUGAGGGAUCCUACCUAAACCACACACUGGUGCUGGCUCAGUGGACCUUCAGGAAGUUUAUCAAGAAUACUCCUAAGAAAGGUACAACCCUCUUUUACCCAGGUUACAUCGAUUGUUCAACAAAUAACUAUGGAGGUUCCUUCAAAUGUGAUUGGACAUGGGAUGCAAAUAGGAAUGGCCAUGUUGCUCAUAUCAAAGCCACACGCCCUGGUGGAAGCAACAUCAGCUGCAGUCUGGAUUCCAGUAGGAAUAUCACAUGCUUAGACCAUGACUAUUGUCCCUAUGCAGAGGAGGUAGAGCGCAUCAACCUGACCAUAUACUUCAGAAGCAGCUUUGUUGUUGAAUCCUACAAUACAAAGUUCUACAUCAUGGAUAUCGUGAGGCCUGAUAUGGUGCCUAUUAGUAGGAUCAAUAAAACAUCUGUAGAGGUCAAAUAUCCACACUCCUGGAGCACACCAUCAUCCUACUUCCCUCUCAUGUUCCAAGUGAAAGAGAUUCGCUGUCGGAAACAUGACAAUUGUGACUGCUCCAAACCGUACUCACAAGAGAUUUUCUUCACACAAAGUCACCAGCUGCCAGUGACAAAAGGGAUGACGGUGUGUGAGAGAGCGAGGGAUGAAUUCUGUAAUUCCUCAUGGGGUGACUGGAACCAGUACAAAUCACACAUAAGACUGCCCAAGACAGGAAUUACUGUCACAUCUCAAUGUGGAGCAAAGCGACUUGCUAUUCCACCCAUGUCAACAGAGUUCGGGCAUCAAAUCAAAAGAACCACCUAA